This is a messenger RNA of Symbiodinium natans, 1935 nucleotides long. Lineage: Eukaryota; Dinophyceae; Suessiales; Symbiodiniaceae. The record is from the annotation of a GenBank genome assembly.
AUGGUGCUGACCCGAGGGUGCCUCAACAACUUGCAUCGCUGCUGGUUCGAGCUCGGCAGUCAAGCUGAGGCCUUGCGCUCCGAGAACCGUGUGCUCAAGGCCCAGAUCCAUGACCUGACGAUGCCAAGUCGAGUCUGCACCAAGGACAUUUUCGAGUCGGAGGAACAAAGGUCUGGCAGCCAAAGCAGGCCUGACAGCAAAAGCGUGCCCGAAGAGCAAGCGCCGAUGCUGCCGGGAGCCUUCCCAGAAGACCUCGAGAUCGUGGGAGCCAGCGCCAACUUCGAGGACUCAAGGGCAGACUCCAGCAAGACCCUGACGCUGGAUACGCUGGAUACGCGAGUUCCAAGUCCCAAACCAAGGCGUCGAGUGCAGGUAAAGGCGGCCCGAGAGAGCCUACGAGCACGGACCUUCGGGCUAAAGGAGUCCGUGAACGUCUCGCUUUCCGCAGCCCGUCUCGGCAUGCUGACGCAGCGGGAGAUUCUGAUGGAAGAGUUGGAAUCCCAGGCCAGCAUGCGCCGAAUGAUGUCGGCCUUUGUGCCUGCUGGAGAGUUCGAGUCUCGCCGCCACAACGUCCUGCAAGCGAUCUCCAGGCACAUUGUUUUCAAAAUUCUGGUGAUGGUUGCCAUCCUCGCCAACUCGUGCUACCUGGGCUAUGACGCUGACCUCCAGGUUCGGAACAGUUUCCGGCGGAUCCAGAGCCAAGACACCGCGGCCUUGCUACCGGCGGCGGACGUCGUGUUUCCGGUCAUUUUUGUCGUCGAGCUGUUUAUUCGACUUGGCGCAGAACGGCGCAGUUUCUUCGAGGGCGAGGAGAAGUGGUGGAAGCUGCAGAACAAGGGCAUGAGGCUAGAACCGGAGGUCCUGGUGCUGAACUCCGGCCUGGAGAGCUUCACCACCUUUGCCAACUUCAGCUUCCUGCGGAUCCUCCGCGUUUUCCGACUCGUGCGCCUGGUCCGGGUCGUACGGAAUGUGAAGAGUCUCAAGUCACUGCGGACGAUGAUCUUCGCGUUGAUCAACUCCUUUGUGUCCCUGCUCUGGGCUUUCGCGAUGAUCUGCCUGAUCAUCUUCAUCUUCAGCAUCCUCUUCUGCAAUGGUGUUGCCGCUCAUAACAACACGCUUUCAGUCGAGUUGGACAGCCACGGCAACGUCACGACCUCUGAAAGCUACGCCAUGGUGCAAGAGGCCCUCUUGGCUCUCGACCACUUCGGUGGGCUGUGGCCAACGUGCAUCAGCCUCUUCAGUGCUGUGACAGGCGGCAAUGAUUGGAUGAUGUAUGGGGAGAUGCUGAGGAGACUGCGGGCUGACGAGGGGGACUUCACUGGAGAGCUGUAUUUCAUGGUCUUCGGCUUUUACGUGGCUUUCUGCAUGAUCGGCCUCCUGAAUGUGGUCACCGGUAUCUUUGUGGACAGCGCCGUGUCCACUCGAACCGAGGAUGAGGUUGUUGAUGCCUUCACAGAAACAAUGGCUUCGCGAUGUCGCGAAGUUCGGCGCAUCUUCAACGAGGCAGAUGUCGAAGGCAAGGGGGCUCUCACCUACGAGCAGCUCAAGGACCAAUUGAGCAACCCCUGGGUGAAGGCGUAUUUCCAUGGACUGGACAUCGAUCCCAACGAGGCAGCGAUCAUAUUCACCCUGAUGGAUACCGACCACAACGGAACCGUAACUGCAGAUGAGUUUAUUGAUGGCACCAUGAAGCUCAAGGGCUCUGCCAAGAGUGUGGACAUGCUUCUGCUCAUGUUCGACCAGGUCCGGUUUACCACCAAGUUUAACUUCCUGUGCUCCUUCAUUGAGGACGAGCUGCGAGGCAUCAAGUCGGUGCUUACCCCAGGGGGUGCAAGCAAAAGCGUGCCGGCAAAGAUCUUCAAGGCACCAGACGGCACAGCCUCCAAGGGAGACAUGGAGUUCGUGGACUUGCUUGAGCCGGAUUCGCAAAGGUGA